Nannospalax galili (Upper Galilee mountains blind mole rat) is the source of this 2788-nucleotide messenger RNA. It is a transcript of the gene Prss35, whose product is annotated as serine protease 35. NCBI's taxonomy places the organism in Eukaryota, Metazoa, Chordata, Mammalia, Rodentia, Spalacidae. The transcript has 2 exons. The coding region runs from base 181 to 1428 and encodes 415 amino acids. Gene Ontology annotation, biological process: proteolysis. The record is from RefSeq and is a predicted model, not a curated record. Gene Ontology annotation, molecular function: serine-type endopeptidase activity.
AGCCCGGCUCCAGCCUGAUUUGGGUCUUCUAGUCUGGCAAGCUCCUGCCGGUGACCCCGCGCUUCUCUGCCCGCGUGGCUCCGGGCGCCGUCCUUAGCCCAAGCACGCACCGGACUUGGCUCCUAGCUGGGCAGCGCCCCAGGGACCCGAGGACACCAGCGGCUGCACAGGGCAAAAUAGAUGAACAGGAUGGAAAAUAUGUUAUUCUGGUUGAUACUUUCCACCCCUGGAUGGACCCUUUCCAGUGGGUCUGAAACGCAAGCGGAUUAUACGUGGCACUUGAACAGAAUACCCCAGGUCGUGAAUGAGAGAACUGUCCACCUGGCGAGCCCCGCGUUUCAGGCAGAUGUGGAGAUGCCGGUGGCUCCAGCGUGCGGCAUCGAAUGUCAGGAAGGGCUCCCAGGGCCCAGCCUUUCCCAGCUGGAAGACUCCCUUUCCUAUGAGACAGUCUUUGAGAAUGGUACCCGAACCUUAACCAGCGUGAAAGUUCAAGGUCUGGUCCUGGAGCUCACUCAAAAUAGCAGCACCAAAUCGGCACGCAUUAGGAGAAGAAGGCAGGUGUAUGGCACCGACAGCAGGUUCAGCAUCUUGGACAAAAGGUUCUUGACCAAUUUCCCUUUCAAUACAGCGGUGAAACUGUCCACCGGCUGCAGCGGCGCCCUGGUUUCCCCCAACCACGUGCUCACAGCUGCUCACUGCAUCCAUGACGGGAAGGACUACGUCAAAGGGAGUAAAAAGCUGAGGGUAGGAAUGCUGAAGAUGAGGAAUAAAGGAGACCGCAAAAAACGCAGAGGUCCUAAGAGGGGCCGGAGGGAAGCCGAGGGUGGUGGCCAAAGCGAUGGUGGUGAGGGGCAUCUGCAGGAAAGCGCCAACCGGAGACACAAGAAAGAAUCAGGGCGGAGUCCGAGGGUUGCCCAGGGGAGCCCCUCCUUCCAGUGGACUCGAGUCAAGAGCACCCACAUUCCCAAAGGCUGGGCGAGGGGAGAGAAUGGGGACCCAGCCUUAGACUACGACUAUGCGCUCCUGGUGCUGAAGCGCCCUCACAAGCUGCAGCACAUGGAGCUGGGUGUCAGCCCCACCAUCACCAAGCUGCCCGGAGGCAUCAUCCACUUCUCCGGAUUCGACCAUGACAGGGGCGAUCAGUUGGUCUAUCGGUUUUGCAGUGUUUCUGAGGAGUCCAGUGAUCUCCUGUAUCAGUACUGUGAUGCUGAGGCAGGCUCCACAGGCUCUGGGAUCUACCUGCGCCUGAAAGAGCCAGACAAAAAGAACUGGAAGCGCAAGAUCGUGGCCGUCUACUCUGGCCACCAGUGGGUGGAUGUGCAUGGGGUUCGGAAGGACUACAAUGUAGCCGUGCGCAUCACUCCACUCAAGUACGCCCAGAUUUGCCUCUGGAUCCACGGAAAUGCUGCCAAUUGCGCUUAUGGUUGAGGGAAAACUGAUGCAAGUUCCUGUACAUCCUUAACAGAAGAGAAAGCCAGCCUUGUUUGUGAGACCACCUCACAAGACCAUGCCUGAACGUAAACCUAAAAAUAAUAUACUUUUUUUUACAAAUAUACUUUAUCAAAAUUAGUUUACUUUCAUACAAUUAUAAAUUCAUAGUUUAGGUGCAGAUAUUGAAACCAGAUGGGCACCACAAUGCCAAGUAUGUGCUCUACCUGGUGCUGUUCCGUUUGGGGGAAAAUGUUUGUUUACUUAGGCAUCUUUGAAAGUAAAUACUCUUUAAAGCUCCAAACCGAUCCUGUAGCAUGUAACUUCUCUAUGAGUUGUUCUUAGGGUCCUACUCUAGUCCAGUAGGGUGUAGUUAUGCGAAGAACAUGACAGGUGUAGUUAUGCAAAGAACGUUACAGGAAUAUACAAAGGUUCACAGUAACACAGUUAGAAUCAGGUAGAGGACAUUUAUUUAGCUCACAUUGCUCUUGAUGGAUCUACUCCAUUCCUGCCCUCAGUGUUUAUAUGUGUUUUCUCUUGGGUUUGAGAAAUUCAGUUCUUUUUUUUUUUAAGAAUUAUAAAUCAAAAACGAAUAAAAAUUUCAAAUCAAAAGAGUGAGCUUUAUAAACAAUUUAAAACUAUUAAAUACUGCUUUAGAAACAGCAACAACAGUAUCUGUUUUAAAAUUCAAGAAGUGCUUCGUUCUGUGAAAUAAAUUUAUAGGUUUUCAGUUUAGAAAUAGGGAAGCUGAGACAGUUUAAUAUCUCAAGUUUCCAUUUGGCAGAGGGAAGACAUUUUGUGAGCUACAGCGCUGUGUUGAAAGCCACAUCCCUUUAUGCCCCACAUUGGACUGUGUAUGAGGUGCUAUAGUUUUAACACAACAUAAGGAAUUCUCUAUGUGUUUUCAAAGGAGAAUGUCCCCCUCAGCCUUUUAAAAAAGGUUCUGGUUGUUCUCAUCAGACACCAAGGAGGCACCUACACUCUGCUUCCCCUGUUGCUUUACAUAAGCAGCUAGUGACCACCCUAGAGCAAAAUGCAGAGCAGGCACUUAGUGCAUAUCUCAUGAACAAAAAGUAUGCUGUGAAUGGUUAUAAACAGGGGUUUGUUCAGGGCAUUGUAUCUAAAGAGUUUUAAUGAUAGUCAAGUACACUCUAAAAUUCAGUAAUCAUAGGCCUGGACUAUUCUUCCUGGCAAUUUCUAGAACUACAUAUUUUUCUCUCAUGACACAAUUCACUUCUAGAGUAAAACAUUUGUUUUUACAAAUGUCCUAAAAUAAUGAUGAUUAUAGUAUUGAUUACUAUGCAAAGGAAUAUCUUUUAUAGGUUUUCAUUAAGUGAUUUUGUAAAUGGUGCUCAAAAUA